This is a messenger RNA of Polypterus senegalus (gray bichir), 8211 nucleotides long. RefSeq names its product family with sequence similarity 234 member A (gene fam234a). Lineage: Eukaryota; Metazoa; Chordata; Cladistia; Polypteriformes; Polypteridae. The transcript has 12 exons. The record is from RefSeq and is a predicted model, not a curated record. Bases 103 to 1728 code for a protein of 541 amino acids.
ACAUCACACAGUCGGACUCGGGAAGGAAGCUGGAAGUUGAUGCUGUCGGAGGUGGGGCAGAGUCUUCAGAGUUUCACCGAUGAUCUGUGAUGUGAAGGCAACAUGACCGAUGCUAAGGAUCAUGAAACGGAGGUUCACCCCUUGAAGAAUGAGGAGGGGGUUCCACCCAACACCCCUUCAAAGAAAGGCAUCUUCUCGACCAGCUCAAAGUUGUCUCGCUGGCGCACAGCUGCCUUUUUCGUCUCUCUUUUCCUCUGUCUCAUUGUUGUGUUUGCCUUUUCCUUCAUCAUCCCAUGCCCUGUGCGGCCGGUCUCGCAGCGAACCUGGAAAAGGAGUUAUGAGGAUGCAUCAACUUUCAACAUUUUGGGUAUAUUGGAUGCAAAUAAUGACAAAGUCAAUGAUGUGAUUUUCGCUUUUAAAGCUUCUGACAACUUACUAAAUGUCUCUUGUUCUGAUGAAGAAAUUCUGUCUCCUUGUGUCUUCCUUACUGCCAUCUGUGGCAGAAAUGGCAGCGUUCUGUCUCUGAGGCCAGUGAGUCAGGACCAGAUCUGGGCACGUUGUGAAGUUUCAAAACUUGGAGGGGUAGAACAUCCUAGCUGCCUGCUCUACAAUUCACAAGACUUACUAGUUAUAGAUUCCAAAACUGAUUCCAUUCUGUGGCGGAAAAAUAAUUCUCAGAACUUCAAGACACCAGUUUUGAUGGUGCCUGAUGUUGAUCAGGAUGGUGUGGAAGAUCUGGCAGUCAUUACUUCAACUGGAGAUUCGACAACAAUAUUGUUUGUUUCUGGAAAAAGCGGAAUUCAGAUUGGUUCACAGGUGGACCUUAAUCUGCAACAGACUUCAGGUCAUUUGAUUCACCUUGCCAGCAGGGAUUCUUAUUAUAUUCUAUUCAAAAAAGGUUCUGCCAUACAUGGAUAUGCCUUGAAAAAUAUUCUUGCUCUAGCAAUGGAGGGGCUCAAAAUAAGUGCAGGAUUACAGGAAGAUUCCAACUGGAGGCUAUUAACUGUCAACUCUACUGUCAACAGCGUGAUCAUUCACUACUCUGAUUUAAUUCAGCAUGUAUUUGAAGUUCCAAAUAAAGACAAAACCUCAAGGAACCUGCUGGUUAUCACAGAUCAUCAGCUGGAAAUUAUUAAUGGGAAGACACUAAAUCCGCUUUGGAAGAAAUUUAAUGCUCCUGCUAUGAUCAGAGAGACAGCUUUUGGAUAUUUCAAUAAUGAUGAGAUUGUUGAUGUAAUUGCUGAAGAAGAAUAUGGCAACAACACAAAAAAAGUAGCCAUUUAUGAUGGCUCUACAGGAUCCUCCUUGUGGGAGAUUGUGCUGAAGUCAAAUCUGAAAAACCCCAAGCCCUCCACUGUAAAAGCUGCAGACCACAGAUCUGUCUUCCUAUUUUGGGGAAGAUUUCUUGAUGCUGUUUCGAGUUCACUGGAUGAGCAGCAGUUUUUAUAUUGGCUUCACCCAUCCCAUCCAAAAGUUAUUUUGGAACUCCGAAACACAACUGAGGAGGUUGUGGUUUUCCAAGCUUUGUUGUUUGAGAAGAGCAGGCAUGCCGGCUAUAUUCUGCUCUCAGGAUCGACAAAUCCAAUGAAGACUGGUAACGUGACACUUUUCAAAGGGAGAUUUAAAGAAGAUAUCUCACACAGCCGCGUGAUUAACCUGGGAGAAGAGACUUUCACUGACGAGGAGAUCAGGAACAUAUUCCUCAGAAUGCGAUACAGCAGUGAAUAGUGCUGUUUUCUUGCCUCUCUGGAAUGCCUAUCCUUUAUAUAUAUAUAUAUAUAUAUAUAAAUUUUUAUUUUCUGGCUGCUAACCUAGACUGGACUAGCCAAUGUUUUUUAUUGUUUGCUUGCUGUAUACAAGUGUACAGAGAUUCCAAAGACAAAUAGGGAGUCUGGAAAUCUCGUAUUUAUUUCAGGGUUUUUAAUUUUACUGAACAUAGAGCUAAUAUUGCAAAGAAGUUCACUUGUGCCUUAAAUUCAUUUAAAUCCAUUCUGCUACUCAGUCUGCAUAUUUGUUGAGCACUUUAAUAAGCAGUGAAACAGCCUAAUUCAUUAUCGUUUCCUCUAGAAUGCCUAAUACAUCCUAAACAGUCAGGGGCUGACAAUAAUUGUCAAACCUUUUGUUGCUAUUACAUGAUAAAUGGAUAACAGCCAAGUAAUACGUAAUUAAGGGAUACACACUUUUAAAGAGAUUUGCUGCAUUUUGAAUGUUAUUUUAAAAUUGCAGUCCACUGUAAUGAUGGCAACACACACUGAACUAACGAGUGUCUAAAUGUGGUAAUUUUAUGAUUCCAGCAGGUACACCGUUCAGUUGAACUAUUUUGUGUUGGUUGCAAGGUGUUAGCUUGUUCAUGGAGUGUGAAGUGCUUGCCAUGAUCUCUUAGAUUUGCUUUUCUUUAUUAAGAAAACAAGACAACAAACUACAUAGCAUUUGCUUUAUAUUGCUGUCACAUAAAAUGGGAGACUUCUGUGAUCCUCUCCUAGCAUUCAAGCACAUUCUUUAUUGUAAUUUUAAGGGUAGGUCACAUUUAAUGACAUUUCUGUUGAUUUUCAGUCAUAGCCUUCGUUUACAUAAUUUUAGUGAGUCUGAGACAGUCUCCAGCUUGCUCCCAUGAAGCCAGUCACCUAGUGUGACAUGCCAAGCAAACAUUUGAUUUUGUCUUUUGUCAUAGGGGUGCCCUCGGUGUGCAUGUGAGCUGACAACCAACAAAGGGCAUUAUACUGAUUUACAAUGUGUAUAAUACAGCCACAAGGAGAAAGCGACAUGAGUGUUUAGGACCUCACAAACAGAAUAGAGGUUCGACUGUCUUAUGUCUCGUGUUUUAUAUUCUGUGAAAUAGAAAAAGGCAAAGGCUGCAUCUGAACUCACUGCAGGUUUUAAAAUUUUAUUCAGCACCACUUCUGUCAGGCAGCACAUUAUCUGCUGUUACAAAAAGUGCUAAGCACAGCUGUGCUGUGCUAGAAUGUUGACAACCAGUCACUAAACGUGGUACGCCCUUCGUAAUGUUACAUCGGCUUUAAUUGCAUUAAUACAAAUGUAUGGUUUCUUGAAAUUAGCCAACUAUGGACUAGUGCCCCCUACGGUUUCAGAUACAAGUAUGUUGUUUUCAUUUGUGUUUUUAAAUCACUUGUCGUGGCACACUUUUUUUUUUUUUUUUUUUUGGGCAUAGUAGGUUCCCAGACCCUUGUUAACCUGGAUAAGAGCGGUCAUAAGUAAGGAAAGUAUAUUAAUAUAAGGUAAAAUUGAAAGAUUGCUAAAACACAAAUUGCUCUAUAUUGAUGUCAUACCCUACGUGUUACAUAACAAGUAUAUAUUGUAUGGGCCAUUUGAUUUUGCUAUUUUUCUGUAAUUUUACUCCUUUUGCUGAAUUUUGUGACAAGGCAAAAUUUACACAAAGGUAUUGCUGAGCACAGCACAUUAGUGUGUUCCUGUUGCUUUUAGUCUGUUUAUUUUUUUAUAUGAAAUGCUGACCCAUUAUUUAGAUUUCAGCAUUGAAAUGAAAAAAAGUGUCUGCUCAUAAAUACGAUCAUAUUAUGGGCUCUGUUCCUUUUAUCCAAUUCAUUUGAGGAUGCUAUUUUUAGACUGAAUGGGGAUGAGAGGCUUCACUCCUUAAGGGCCUUGGCUGAUGUUUAUAAAUCCUCUCAUUACUAUUAGUACACGCUGCUCGUGGCUUAUUUCAACGUGCUGCACUAAUGACUGCUGGAUCCUCUCAUUAGGCAGCUGCCACCUCACAAUUCGAUCAACCAUGACCAGUAAUGAAGUGGUAGUUAAUAAUAAUUAAUAUAAUCCAAUAUCUGUUGUUUUGGGAGCACAGCGGUUUAUCAUGCUGACUCCCUAUCACAGAAACCAGAGCUCAGUGUCUGGAUACGUCAGUGUCACUGUGCUAUCUUCAUAUUCUCUCCUACUAUCGGAGAUGGUGAUGUUAGCUUAGUUACAGUGUGAGUGUGAAUGUGCUCAAUGGUGGAAUGGCAUUAAUCACAAGUACAACCUCUGGCACUUUUCAAAGAUAUCCAGCAUUUCUUGUUGGGCCCGGUUGCAUCACACAGCUAUUCCAGCAGACUUAAAUAAUCUUAUGAAGUCUGAGGUGGUCAUGGCGUACUCUUGUGACUGCCAGUAAUGUACUCUGACAUCCCCAGUGACGCAGACCAAGAAAUUUGCUAUUCAACCCGACUUAUAUGAAGAGAUUUGAAAACUGAUGACUGUCAAUGAAAUUACAAUGCAUAAAAUGUAGCUACAAGGAGUAAGGAAAGCAAGUGUUUUGAACUUUUCAAACCGAACAUGGAGUUCUCUAUCUGAUGCCUCAUUUUAUGUAUUAACAACUGCAGUUGCUGAACUUGCCUGAGGGUGUCACAUUACAUGACUAGAAAAUCCACUCUGUAAUGACUUCCUGGCACAAUUUCACAUUUCCAAACUAUCGCCAGCUUGCUCCUUUCUCUGAUAGCCAAUAACAUGCUGCCUGUGGUGUAUAGAGGCUAUUCAGCUAUGGCAAAUUCAGCUGCAAUCGCUGCCCUUUUUUUUGUUCAUUUUUUUCUAUUCUGUGAUUGUAUGUAAAAACAUAGCACCUCUUCUGUUUGCGAGGGCCAAAAUGCAUGCUUUCCCUGCGGCUGCAUUUCUGGCUGCGCGCUCCUUGGUUGUCUGCUCUUGCAUACAAUUUAGGACCGUUUGAUUUUAUCAGGGCAAAUUGCAGAGCAGUAUGCCAGAGUUAAUGGGGAUGUCAAACUACAUGACUGGUGAUCAUAGAAAUGCACCGCAUCUGGCUCAGAUUAGCUAACGAUACAUAAAUCAAGUCUGAGACUGAAAAUCGGUGGAAAAAUAUUGUAGUGUGACAUUUUUUUAUAUUGCUACAUUACUUACUUACUAUGCAGCCUUCUGACACUUUUUAAAAGAUGUCCAGCGUUUCGCCAUUCACCACACUUUGGUGUCUGCGUGUCAGCAGCCCCUUAGGCAAUACAUCACAAAUGUUAAGUGGAUGUGUUUAGCAAUCCAGGCAUAGAGGAAGUGAGGCGAGGGUUACAUUAAACAAUUACUUUUUAUAUCACAGAUGUUGUAAACCUUGAAUGGCCUUCAGUAAGCAGCAGGCCCACAUCAUGAACAAGUGGUCAGCUGUGUUGUCUCUUUUAUCCACUUAGGGCUAAACAAACUUCCUGAGGCAUACAGAGACUCAAAGAAUAUCCUGAUUACAGUCUUCUACAGGUCAUCCAUGCCUGUUUAUUUUGAGAACUACGUAAUAUAAACACAAAAAGACAAAUUAUACAAAUAAAAUCUUUAUGUUGUAUAGCACUGUCAAUAAUGAAUAUCAUCCCAAAAUGCUUUCCCCAUUACAACUAUUUCCAGAUUUCUGCAAUGGGUUAAAUGGUUGAUUAAGUUAACUCUUAUCAUUGUAACAGAGUGAAUCAAAAAUGGGGAUUGAACGAAUAAAGUUUAUUUUAUGUAACAAAGGCAAUCCAAAACACUUGACAGGUACACGUAUAGCUAUGUCCAGAAUUCUACAACAUGAGCAUAAAUCGCUAUAGUGAUUUAAUAAAGUCUUAAUACCGUAUGUAGGCAGUGGCUGAAUUUGAAUAGACACAUUUUAUUUUAUAUAGCGGCUUUUAAUAGGAAACACUAUCCCAAGAUGCAUUGUUGGCAUGCCAUAUUUUCCCAAUGAUGAAUCUGUAGCUAAUGUAGCAUCUGUCUGUAUUGUUAUAUAGUGCCUUGCUAUAGCAGACAACAUCCUAAGAUGCUUUGUAGAUGCAUCACUUUAAAUAUUUGUACAGUGUUAGCCCAAACAUGUUAAGAAACUCUACUCAACAUUACACAGGGAGUUAAUGUCCUUUUGAACAUGCUAACCUUGUUUUAUAUAGCAGCACCUUCUUAUUAAAAACACUAUCCCAAGAUGCUUUGCUGUAAUUUCACUUUCCAUAUUUUCACAAUGUAAUCAUGAGUUGUUUACAUGCUGAGUUAGUAUUGACGUUAAGUAACCAACCCUUUAUAUUAUUUAUUUAAACACACACAUAUAUUUAUAUAGAGAGAGAUAUAGAUAUCUAUAUAUAUAAAGUUAGUGCUUUGCUAUAUUGAGCUCCAACUUAAGAUGUUUUGUAGUAUUAAUGUUUACACAUAUUUCUAAGUGUAAGUGCAAGCAGGUUAAGUAAUUUGUUAAGGUUACACGGUGAAUCCCUGCUAGGGUUAAGCAAACAGAUCCGUCGCUGAUGUAGCAGCUUCUUGUAUUGUUAUAUAGUGUCCUUCUAUAUCAGACACCAUCCUAAGACACUUUGCAGGCACAUCAUUUUAAGUAUUUUUUUUAGUGUUACCCCAAACACCUUAAGAAACUUCUUCAGCAUUAAACAGUCCGCUAAUGUUGUGCUUGAGUGUGCAACUUUUAUUUUAUUUGGCACCUUCUCAUUUGUUACACCAUCCCAAGAAGCUUUGCAGGUAAAUCAGUUUCCCUGUUGUUAAGAAUGUCAUCCCAAGCACAUUAAGAUGUUUGGAUUGAAUAUGCAGCCUGCAUUGUAUAUGGCAGGAACUGUUCCUAAAAUGCUUUUGGGGUCCACAAACUUCUUUAGAAGGUUAAGUGACUUGCGUGGGGUUACACUUCGAUAAAAUGGUGGUACAAAAAACCUUGACUUUAUAUAGCACCUUUCUAUGGAGUUUGCCAUCCCAAGAUGCUUUACAAAUACAGAUGGAUUCUAUAAUUGUACAAUGUGAGCACAAGCGGCUAACACAGAGAUGAUGACAGGAAAUAAAAUGACAUAAAGUGCCUUUCAAUAAUGAAUGUUAUCCAAAGACAUUUUGCAGAGGUAGUGUGAUUGUGCUACUUAUUACAAAUCGGAGCAGGGACACUGUUAGCUAGCAAUGCCUGUAUUGAGGGAAUUGGCAGAUUUGUCAACAAAACACCCAGUGCCUUAGCCGCUGUGCCACAAUGUCUUUAUGCGAGCUUUAAUUUGGGUAGGCGCGCCAUCCUGGAUUGAAUCCGAGGCUUGAGUGUUGUGUGCUGACAACGCGGCCCUUUUGAGACAUUCAGUUUUUUAAAGGUAUUGUAAUUUAAGAAUAUAUGCAGUGCAUGCAGCUCUUUCAUGGGCUGCUAAUCUGAGUUCUUUCCUGCGUGGCCUUUUGGAUGUUUUGUUCAUCCAGUUGUAUCUGUCAUAGCAUUUUUGAGUGGAUAAGGCCGCCUUUUUGUGUUUACAAUUUAAAUAAAUGCCUUAUAGGUGGCAUACAUAUGAGUACUCGGCAUAGCAAUGGUUUGGUGUGUCAAGCCUGUCAUCGUUGCACCCAUAAAACCUGCCCCAAUGCUAUAAUUUUCUGUUUUUGUCCCUUCCCACACAGUUUGUCACCUUUAUGUACAUUUGCACAGCUCUCCAGGUGGAAUCUGCACAGGUGUGGAUGAAGGCCGAGUCACACAACACUUGUUAUAAGAAGUCCAAGGCCACCCUAGCGACGUGGCAGGAGCACAAGGAGGUUGGUGUAAACUAAAAGUAAGCCUUUGGUGGCCGUGGCCGGGAUUCUGCUCUUCUGCUGUAGCUUUUUGUUUUUUUUCUUCUUUUAAUUAUUACUCUUUUGUUUUCUUUUGCUAGAUUAAAACAUAAAUAUGAAAAUAGUUUAUAGAGGACAGCAAAUAAAUUGCAUUUUGUGUGCUCAGGUAUCAAUUAACACCAUGUUUCUCAGCCUUUCUGGUGCUGUGAGCCACUUUUUCUUAUGCAAGUGUCUUCAUGACCCACCAAGGGAAAGGAGGGCGGUGGUCGCCCUUGCUGAGUUGUGUGUGAACGUCAGAGCGUUUACUUCAGGUUCCACUUGGUGAAUUGAGCUCGAUUGUCAGAGUGGAUGGGAGGGGUUAAGGUAAGGGGGCUACCUCGGGUUGAAUUGAGCACAAACAUCGGGAGGGGUGAGCCCCCUUCUCUGAGUUGACCGCGAUCAUCGGAGCAGUGACCCACCACAACCCACUACCAUUAUAAACCAGGGUUUCUUAAACUUGAAUUUGUUGCAACUUAAUCUCGCCCAUGAAGAGUCUGAGACCCCCCUUCCCUAGUGAAUGCCCAGACAAGUCUUCAGUGUGACUAUUAUUUGCCCACCUUGGAGAAUGGCGAAUGAUUUGGGAGGGAUUGGCGCGAUGGUUGGGCAGUGUUCCCCUUGGAGAAGUGUAGACGAUUGUCAGUGUGGGGGCAGUGUCCCACAUGGAGAAUUGAGGGGAUAUAUUAGCAGGGUGGUUAGGUGAUGUGACUUAGAGACUUGCGGACG